GCCCAUCAGAUUCGGGGAGCAAUGGAAACGAUGUACGUGGAGCCUGCUAAAUUUCCUGCAAUCUAAUGGUUCUUGGUGGCCGUUGAAAUCGAGCUUCAUUUGCUGCCGUUCAAAGUACGUGCCACAGACUGCAACAAUUAAGUUUUGAUAAUCGGGAGGCUUGUCAAACUACCCAAGCGUCAGAAGAACAUACUAGAGCUGAGCAAGGUCGACUAACAUUUGUGGAAACCGAAAGUCCGUCAUGGCUGUUGAAGUGAAGGUUCCGAACUGCCCAACCUACGUUUACAUGGAUGGCGUUCGAGUCACGAACGGCUACGAAUUAGACUUGUUCCGAGGAGCGUUGAAGUACCAACCCGAACCGGACGACAAGUUCGUAGUUUCUUUUCCCAAGACUGGAACCACCUGGAUGCAGCAAAUAGCUUAUCUCCUCUUCCACAAGGGAGUUCCUCCUACAAGCGCGCAGGAUUUCCACGACAAUGGCCCGUUCCUCGACAUACACGGAGUCGAAACGGUCAAGCGGAGGGUCAAGUCGGGGCUCAUCAAGACGCACCUGCCUUACGGCAUCGCGCCCAAAAGUCCCCUGGCAAAGUAUCUUUAUAUAUGCAGGAAUCCAAAGGACACAUGCAUCUCGCUCUUCUAUCACACUUGCCGAUUUUCUGAGUACGAGUUUCAGGACGGAAAGCUGGAAGACUUUUUCGAAGUGUUCCUACGUGGCGAAACCGAUUAUGGCGACUACUUUGAUCACGUACUUUCCUGGUACGAACACCGCGAUGAUCCGAACGUUAUGUUUAUUCAUUAUGAAGACGUGAAAACCAACCCCGAACUCUGGAUACUAAAGAUAGCGGAAUUCUUGGAUGAAAAGUGUCACAGAUUACUUAUCAACGACAGAACCAUCUUGGAGCAUGUGUUGGAGUACAGCGGCAUACAUUUCAUGAAGGGAUCGGCAGAAAGCAUUUUUGAAAACUUGUAUCCCGAAGAGGUGGGGCGCUGCAGUACCGAUUUUAUUCGCAAGGGAAUAAUUGGAGACUGGAAACAUCACUUGACAACUGAAAUGAACGCCAGAUUGGAAAAAAAAAUCUAUCAAAAGAUGCAAGAAACAGACAUCAUCACAGUGUGGAUAAAUCAUGGCUUGAUGGAAUUGUAGCAGUGCAAGAAUGCAUGAAAGGGCUGGAAUCAGGAAUAUGAACUCCGAUUGAUGCAGUACCUCCAAACGUUGUGGACAGCUCAUGAAUGUAUUAAUCGCCAACUAAAUGUUUACCCAUACAAUACAUACAUUCUUAGCCCAACAUAAAGUUUAUCACGGGCAUUAACUUUGCCGCUGUCAGGCUCAACGCCAAGAUUUUCACAACGUGACUUCUGGUCCUCCAUACAGAACAGUGCUGAGCACAACAGAGCUCGUUGACAAAAAGUAACAUCGAUACAUGCGACAGAAACAAAUAUAUUACUUUGGUUACUCUACGGGCGAAAUUAAACGCAAGCAAAUUUCUAGUAGAGACUACUUUUUGCUUGUAUGUACAAAGAGUUUUAUAAUCCUGAUGAAAAAUUAGUGCUGUACCUUGUGUUGGGAUCGAAGCGCCAACCGGGUUUUUCUCACCGCAAAAAUAAACUACGCAUCACUGAUGGCCAAGUCUCCACCCAAAUGUAACUACAACGGUCUGAACCAGACGAUAAAGGUUCUGAGAUGAUCCUUUCCUCAUUCAAAACUCAGUAUCGAUAUUCGAAAAUUUUCAAUACAAAAAUUUGUCCUUGCCUUAUUUACCUCUAUGGAUUAGCGGGCUAUCUUGGUCAUCCUUUCGUUGUUAAAAACCAACAAACUUCUAUAAUAGCUUUUUGAUUGGAGAACGGCAAGUCCUGAAACUGAUACAUCUGAUCCCAAGCGCCUGAGCUCCAUUAAAGUGGAGACUGAGCAUACGGAGAUGCGUAGUUCAGUUUUGCGGUACUGGAAAACACGUUUUUUUUUUGUUUUUUUUUUUUUUUAUCUUGAAAACCCAGUAAUAAUUAUUUUGACCUCAGGUGAAAUUUGUUUUUUUUAAACAUCUUUGUUUCUUUUUAUUAUCAUUUCAAUUGAUGACAAUAUGUUUCGUCACUGCUAUUUUGACGGCAUUAAAAGUUUGUUAAAGGUUUUUUUUUUUGUUGUUAAUCAAAGUGUCGUUUACUUCUUACAUCAGCCAUCACAUUUGAAACUAUGCAGGAAAAAGCAAUAAAUAUUAUGAAAUUGCA
This is a messenger RNA of Ixodes scapularis (black-legged tick), 2220 nucleotides long. Its product is annotated as amine sulfotransferase-like. The record is from RefSeq and is a predicted model, not a curated record. Lineage: Eukaryota; Metazoa; Arthropoda; Arachnida; Ixodida; Ixodidae. Gene Ontology annotation, cellular component: cytoplasm. Bases 242 to 1144 code for a protein of 300 amino acids. The transcript has 2 exons. Gene Ontology annotation, molecular function: sulfotransferase activity. Gene Ontology annotation, biological process: sulfation.